GAAUAGCACACAAACGCACACGGACUACACACAAAUAUUGCAUUGGACUGCGCAGCAUACAGUGUACGCUGACACAAACCGCGACCCAAGCGGCCCCGUUGCAUCUGUUCAUCGCUCUGUGUAAUGUGCAACGCGCCGGGCUGUGAAUUGAUCCCAAUGCACGCAUGCAUGCUCAUUCAUCGUACGUGUAUAGUGUCAUAUGCACCUAUGCGGCACAGCGUGCAGAGAGAAUGUGGCCUGUGCAUCGACAUCGCCCAUGGUGGCAGAGGAUUCUUGCAUGGAAAGCAACACAAAUGUGAAGCCGUUGGGACACGAAGAAGUCGUCGGAACAGAGUCAGUCACUCUGUGGACGAAAUGCCCUUCGAAAAGUACCAGGAGGAAACUCACAUUUCAUGUUUGUUUCCUGAAGUGCUGGCUCUAAUUUUCGGUUAUUUGGACGUGCGUGACAAGGGACGUGCAGCCCAAGUGUGCCGUGCAUGGAGGGACGCUUCGUACCAUCGUUCGGUAUGGCGAGGAGUGGAAGCCAAGUUACAUUUACGCCGGUCAAACCCCUCUUUGUUUCCCAGUCUUGUGUCGAGAGGGAUCAAACGUGUCCAGAUACUGAGUCUUCGAAGAAGUUUGAGCCAUGUCAUGCAGGGAAUGCCAAACAUACAAAGCCUAAAUCUGAGUGGUUGUUACAACCUGACUGACGUGGGAUUCUCGCACGCCUUCUCCAAAGAGAUCCCAACACUGACAGUACUCAACUUAAGUCUAUGCAAGCAGAUCACUGACAAUAGUCUUUGGCGGAUAGCACAGUAUUUGAAGCAAUUGGAGGUGCUUGACCUCGCAGGAUGCAGUAACAUAACAAAUACCGGUCUCCUGGUUAUCGCAAGUGGACUUCACAAACUCAAGGGUUUGAAUCUAAGGAGUUGUCGACAUAUAUCCGAUGUUGGUAUCGGAUACCUUGCUGGAGUGAGUGCCGAGGCAGCUAGAGGAACACGGGAUCUUGAACUCCUUGUGCUGCAGGAUUGCCAAAAACUGAGUGACACUGCUCUCAUGAGUAUCGCCAAAGGACUUCAUAAACUUAAAAGUUUGAAUUUAAGUUUCUGCUGUGGAAUCACAGACACUGGUAUGAUCAGCUUGUCACGGAUGCCAAGUUUGAGGGAACUUAAUUUGCGAAGUUGCGACAACAUCAGCGACAUCGGGCUCGCCCACCUUGCAGAGUAUGGUGGACAUUUUGUAACGCUUGAUGCCAGCUUCUGUGACAAGAUAGGUGAUGCAGCACUCUCACACAUUUCUCAGGGAAUGCCAAAUUUGACGAACGUCAGUCUUAGUUCUUGCCAUAUCACGGAUGAAGGUGUUGGGAGGUUAGUACGCAGUCUUCACAACAUGACCACUCUGAACAUUGGUCAGUGUGUCCGAGUUACUGACAAAGGACUGGCCCUGAUAGCGGAACAUCUUAAGGAGCUGAAAUGUAUUGAUCUCUAUGGAUGCACAAUGAUCACAACAGUUGGACUGGAGCGAAUUAUGCAGCUCCCCUGUUUGACUGUUCUCAACCUAGGACUGUGGCAUAAAAGGUAGUACUUGCUGUAAUGUUCAGCAACCCAGGGAAAAGAUAUAGCUGAACGAACGAACAUAAUGAAUCAAUGCCUGUGAGUCUAACAAUGAUUCAAAUAAAGUUAACACUUUUUGCUUUUUAAAAGCAUCAUUUUUAACUUGUAGAUUAUGAUUAUAAUCUACAGUACAGAUACAUGUACUUUCACAAUUUUUGACAUUUAUUUUUAUAUAACAUUAAAACCAAACUCCAUGUCCCAUCGACCAAGAUUGCUUGAAAAGAGACUAUUCCAGAUGUUGUUUUUAAUAUGAUUUGAAGGGAAAUUUUGAAGGCUUGAAAGCAGAACAUAAUAUUGUCAUUGGGAUUAUCAGAAAUUAAAGUUGGUUGCAUAGUUCUGCCCUGCAUUUUGAAAGGGGUUGUUGGAGAAUCAACAGUUAAAGUGUACUAAUAUCUGAGAGAUAUCAAUACCUUUAAAGUUUGAAGAAUCAAAGUAAAGUGACCAUCUAAGUUCAGUAAAAUGAUUUGUAUGUGUAGAUAGCAUUAGCAAUACAGCAGAGAAACUGGAGUACAUCAACAUACAUUUUGAAACUUGAUUUGCUAGAAGAUAGUUAAUCACGAGUUCUUGACAUUAUUAUGCGGGUAGCAAACCUGUAACUUGAUUUCUCUUCAUAAACUCUUCAGGGAUAUGUAACUAAUAGUUUUAGAUUACAACAAUUAUGUUCGGUUAUUAUCUGUAUCAUAUAAAGUACUCGUUUUUGUUUCCAAGACAAAGAGAGAGUUUCAUUUUAAUAAUCAUUUAUACCAGUAAUGAUGUCUGUGUUGCCUCUUGAGGUAUAUAGGAAACCAUGUGAAUUCAAUUCAGUAUUGGCAAUUUGGCAUGCACAAUGAAAAUGCUGGUUGGUUUAUGCUGGGUUUCACCGUUUGUAGUUGUGAGGUAUUGAAUAACGCACAUCAAUGCACGGUAUAGUCUGCUGUAGUGUACUGUAGAGGCAUUGUGAGCGGUUGGAUCUGGCGGUCAAAGGUCAACCAGUGUCGCCUUUGACCUCGGUUGUUUUGACAAGCUGAAAAGAACUUGACAAAAUAUAGCUCGAUCCCACAGCACAGCUCGCUGCUCCACAAUACCUGUGCAUUGCACUGCCAGGAACAAUCGCUUGCUGAGAUCUGCCAAGGAAAUGCCCUUGGCUUCCAUGCCAUGAAUUGUUAUUUUUCUCCUCAGGAAAGCAGAAGAGAAACUACAGAAAUAAUAAGCAAAACAUUUAACGCGUUACAUGUACAAAAAAUGGAGCUAGAUUAUCUAGGCAGAUAACGCGAUGGGAGUUUGAACAAAAAUAUCAACACAAAUACAUCUCAGUACUCGUGUCAAGCACUCGUUACUAGGUUUAUCAGUAGUAUCAGGCAAAUUAUCUCCAUAAAAUUUUCGUCAUCAUGCAUGUGGCAGGGGAUUCUAUAAAUCUAAUCGUCAAAAAGGUUAUGUGCAGUCUGUCCCCGACAUAUAAGAAGAAGGUUUAAAGAUAUAUCAGAAGCUUCCUGAAAAGAGUUCAGAAAGCAGGAUUUCAGAAUUUACCCCCUAAAUAGUGACUUAUUUAAGAUUUAAAUAGACAUGUAAAGGGAGAAUGAUAUAGAAAAGGGGGCGCGCUUUUAGAUCUUUACCCGGGUCUUUGGAAAGAGCGGAACUCCGGAUUGCGUUGAGUCUUCGUUUUCUAGCGGCAGAUAUUCAUUUCCUCUAUGUCAUCUUUAGGUAACGCGCUGAAGGGAAAGGGAUAUGACGAUUUGAGUCUAUGCUCUGAAUAAGUUUCACUUUAUUCUCUGUAUGAUGGGAUAGAAGUAGGUUUGAUUGUCCUGUUAUAUCUUUGGCAGAAAGCUGACUUUAUAAGUUUGAAAUAAUAAUCCCUUUUUAAUCUUCCCAAGGAAGAUGUGGAUGGAUCUCAAAGUUGAUAAUCACAUUUUCCGAUCUUAUUUUAAUUUGUAUAAUAAUUACACGAUGUAUGAUUGGGGAAACACAACAUUUGGAUUCUGGAUGUACAUGUAUGAACAAGGGAGAGAUGGCAAAAAGGGACGGGGGGGGGGGGGGGGGUCAGCGACACCUCAACCUGAUCAAGGAUUUUGGCAAUUAUCCAAGUUUAUUUUUAUUCUCUAUUCACGGCAUCAAAAAAAGGAUGACAGAACAAUGUGACAGAAGGAUAAGGAAGAGGCAGAGAUAACAUCAAAUAUAAUUUGAAGUUUGAACCAUGAUUCAAAGUUCGAUAUCAAUUGUUGAUAUCAAGUUUUAAUUAAUCAUUUCAUUUUUAUUUUUUAUUCACUUUAUAUGAGUGAAGAACAAGCUGGAAUCAUGUUUUUGAAACACAGGGGGAUCCCCUAAGACGAGAGGGAGAAAUAAGAUUAUUAUUUGGUUAAAUUGUGAGUUCAGAGUGGAUAUUUAUUUUUUAAAUCUCACAACAAAUAAUUGGUGCAUGGACAGACAAUGAAGUUUCGUAUCUUUUAGAUAUUUUUAACUUAAGUUUUAACAAUUUUAUUUAGAAGAGAGAGGGAAUGCAAGAUUAACAAAAAAUCAUUUUUUUAAUUGCUGGGGCCUUAGCGAUUUUUAUUUUGACCAUUUAGAAAAUGGGAAACUACUUCACAGUGCUCAACCGAGUUUUUAGAGUCCGAUUUCUAAAUGUGUAGAUAUUUUAGGAUAUCAUGUACAUAAACACGUCAAUAAGAAUAAUUCCAGCCCCUUUUCAUAAUGUCAUUCCAGGAGCCUUUGCUCUUGACUUGGUUUGUGUUAAUAUUUUGAACGCAUCAUUGUGGCUUGUUUAAAACAAAAUGCAGUGUACAUGUCUGGGUACAUGUAUGUGAAAAUGAAAGUACGUACAUAAUUAUAUUGAAUUAUCAGCACAAGAGAUGAUUUUAGAUUUCUGGAUAUCUACCUCAUUUUAAUAUACUUUAGAUAUACGGCUAUAAAUGUUCUUAUGAUCUGUAAAGGACGUUUAAAAGCGAUUGAUGGAAGGAUAGUUUGAUUUCAAUUAUGUUGUACAUGUUACUUACUUCUUUCGAAUAAUGUAGUUAAACCAUCGUGCAAAAUAUAUGAUCACGCCUCAAUAAAACCGCAAAACUACAUGUAAGCAUAUAGCUUAUUUUGAUGACCAAUAAUCAUUGUACUACAUGUAUCUUCUGUAAAGGGUGUGUUGUAUCAUGGACCUAUUCGUAAUAGGUCCAUGAUUGUAUAACUCGACAUUACACGUACAUGGACACUCUUCAUACUUAUUUGGGGUUUUGUGGUUAUGGAAUGUAUACACACGACUUGUUACAUUCUAUUUAAUUGUAUUUAUAUCAAAUUUUCAUAAUUUCAACAGUUUUUAUGUAUAUUUCAAAGACAGGAAAUGGAUAUACACCAUGCUUUCUUAGACUUAAGGAUGAAAUAAAAAGAUUCGAUAUCUUAUGUCAACUGUAUGGUAUUAGACAAAUCUCAACCACGUUGAUUUUUAAGUAUGGACAAAUUUUCAAUACAUUUAUUAUAUGCGACGAAAGUCGCAAAGUUGAUAUACGCAUUUUACGAUAAUGGUGGACUUUGUCGUAGCCUUAUACGCCAAAUCAAUUAACAUCCUUUGAAAUGAUGUUUUUAUCUUUUGUCAGAUGUAUGUAGCUUCAUUGAUUAUACUGGGAAUAUAAUAUUCAAUAUAUAUAUUAAAAUAAUGCAAACUUAAAAUCAAA
Molecule: messenger RNA, 5224 nt
Organism: Lytechinus pictus (painted urchin)
Lineage: Eukaryota; Metazoa; Echinodermata; Echinoidea; Temnopleuroida; Toxopneustidae
Product: F-box/LRR-repeat protein 14-like
Exons: 1
Coding region: 124-1560 (478 amino acids)
Cellular component (GO): cytoplasm
Molecular function (GO): protein binding
Source: RefSeq, a predicted model, not a curated record